UGUCGGUUAUGAGAGUGUUUCUCACUCUUACUACUUUGCUUUCUCUCUCCAUAAAUUCUUUUUUUUCUAUUCAUCGAACUUCAAUCACUCUCCCUCUCUCGUUAAAUCGCGUUUCCAUUGAUGAACCCUCUGUAAAUUCUCUCUUCUCUUCCUUUUCCUCUCUAACAAUUCUCUCGUCGUAGCUGUGGCCGGCUGGUGGCUGCGGCAGUGAGCGAGCCUGAGUAUGGAGAAGAUAUCGCCGUGCUUGCUUGCGGUGGCUGUAGUAUUUCUCUGCUGCGGCGUCACCUGCGUGAGAUCUGACGAAUCUGAUCAUCGGUACAAGUCCGGUGAUGAUGUUCCUCUCUACGUCAACAAAGUCGGCCCCUUCCACAACCCCAGCGAAACAUACCGCUAUUAUGAUCUUCCCUUCUGUUCAGCAGCUCCUCCCAAGGAAAAAAAGGAAGCCCUCGGUGAAGUUUUGAAUGGAGAUCGAUUAGUCAGUGCACCUUACAAACUAGAGUUUCUGAAUGACAAAGAUUCAGAAGUUGCUUGCAAGGCAAAGUUGAAAAAGGAAGAUAUUGCUAAGUUCAGAAAGGCAAUUUCAAGAGACUAUUACUUCCAAAUGUACUAUGAUGACUUACCAAUAUGGGGUUUCUUGGGAAAGGUUGACAGGGAAGGCAAAACUGACCCCAUUGACUACAAGUACUACCUCUUUAACCAUCUUCACUUUGAAAUCUUUUACAAUAAAGAUCGCGUUAUUGAAAUUAAUGUACAAUCUGAUCCACACGCCCUAGUGGACUUGACUGAGAAUAAAGAAGUCAAAGUGGAUUUCUUGUACACGGUUAAAUGGAAGGAAACUGAUACUCCUUUUGAGAAGAGGAUGGAGAAGUACUCACAUUCUUCCUCUUUGCCGCAUCACUUGGAAAUCCAUUGGUUCUCAAUAAUUAAUUCGUGUGUGACAGUUCUUCUCUUGACUGGUUUCCUUGCUACAAUUCUCAUGCGAGUUCUAAAGAAUGAUUUUGUGAAGUAUGCGCAUGAUGAAGAAACCGCUGAUGAUCAGGAGGAGACUGGGUGGAAAUACAUUCAUGGUGAUGUUUUUAGGUAUCCAAAGCACAAAUCUUUGAUAGCUGCAGCACUGGGUUCUGGCACCCAGCUAUUUGCUCUUGCAAUUUUCAUUUUCAUGCUUGCUUUAGUUGGUGUCUUUUAUCCAUAUAACCGAGGAGCUCUGUUUACUGCACUAGUUGUCAUAUAUGCACUUACUUCAGGGAUAGCAGGCUAUACAGCUGCCUCCUUCUAUUGCCAGCUAGAAGGAACUAACUGGGUGAGGAAUUUGUUAUUGACUGGAAGCCUUUUCUGUGGACCUCUUUUUCUCACAUUUUGCUUUCUCAACACUGUCGCAAUUGCGUAUAAUGCCACUGCUGCAUUGCCAUUUGGAACAAUUGUGGUCAUUUUUCUUAUAUGGACUUUGGUAACAUCACCUUUACUAGUGUUGGGUGGGAUUGCUGGGAAGAAUAGUAAGGCAGAGUUUCAAGCUCCUUGUCGCACCACAAAAUAUCCUAGAGAAAUUCCACCUUUGCCUUGGUACCGGAAGACUCUGCCUCAGAUGGCGAUGGCUGGUUUUCUGCCAUUUAGUGCUAUUUAUAUUGAGCUCUACUACAUAUUUGCCAGCAUUUGGGGUCACAGAAUCUACACCAUAUAUAGCAUUCUGUUCAUAGUUUUCAUUAUCCUAUUGAUUGUCACUGCUUUCAUCACAGUUGCAUUGACAUAUUUUCAACUUGCUGCUGAAGAUCAUGAAUGGUGGUGGAGGUCUUUCUUAUGUGGUGGGUCAACCGGCUUGUUCAUAUAUGCGUACUGCUUGUACUACUAUUAUGCACGAUCAGAUAUGUCAGGCUUCAUGCAGACCUCGUUCUUCUUCGGGUACAUGGCCUGCAUUUGCUAUGGUUUCUUUCUCAUGCUUGGGGCAGUUGGUUUCUGUGCUGCUUUGUUCUUUGUUCGUCACAUUUAUCACUCCAUCAAGUGUGAGUAGGUAACUGCAGAUCUCCAACAAGGUUCCAACAGGGAUGUUGGCAUUUCUUGAAGGCAAGUGAACUGUUGUUCUUCACCCUGGUUGCCAAUCUUUGCGUAGAGAAAAAUGGUUGGGGACACUACAGGAAGCCACUGAAGACCAUCCAUGUGAUCAAGGUCAAUACAUGAUUCAUCUAAUGAUACUAUGUUUCACCUGUAUGACAGUACUCUAGGAUGUUCUAAUACAAACUUGGAUCUUGUUAAUGUUAAAUGCGGGAACGAUAAUUUUUUCUCUUUAAUAUUUUGGAUUUCCCCUUUCCAUUCUCCUUCAAAGUGCCUUAACAUUCUGUAUCAAUUGUGUCUGAAAAUUUUGGGAU
Messenger RNA from Carica papaya (papaya), 2360 nucleotides. RefSeq names its product Endomembrane protein 70 protein family. The record is from RefSeq and is a predicted model, not a curated record. Gene Ontology annotation, cellular component: membrane. Gene Ontology annotation, biological process: protein localization to membrane. NCBI's taxonomy places the organism in Eukaryota, Viridiplantae, Streptophyta, Magnoliopsida, Brassicales, Caricaceae.